Phyllopteryx taeniolatus (common seadragon) is the source of this 4374-nucleotide messenger RNA. It is a transcript of the gene sema4ab, whose product is annotated as sema domain, immunoglobulin domain (Ig), transmembrane domain (TM) and short cytoplasmic domain, (semaphorin) 4Ab. Bases 1160 to 3502 code for a protein of 780 amino acids. Gene Ontology annotation, molecular function: semaphorin receptor binding; chemorepellent activity. Lineage: Eukaryota; Metazoa; Chordata; Actinopteri; Syngnathiformes; Syngnathidae. The transcript has 14 exons. The record is from RefSeq and is a predicted model, not a curated record. Gene Ontology annotation, biological process: semaphorin-plexin signaling pathway; positive regulation of cell migration; negative regulation of axon extension involved in axon guidance.
AAAAAAAAAAGAAUAUAUCUUGUCAUAUGCAUCAAAUUGAAUGGGUACAAAAGGCCACACCUGCUCUAAUCAUUAACUCACAUAAUUUGUAUUUCCUUUUCAUGUAUAGUAAGGGUGUUGUCCAAAAGGGUUAUGUUUACUUAUUAAAUGUGUUUUAUUGGCGGGUGGAUGAGAUCAGCGUUGACUAGAACCAGUUUGUGAAAUAAUGUUUAAAUAAAUUCACUCCUUGUGCACAACUGAACUCCGGCUAAGUUGUCGCAAUGAUCUGAAAUCCAAUCAAUCCUUGUCUGUAAACCCAUCGAAUGGUUAUCCACAAGCAACGUGUUUAUACAGAAGAGCGACGCGGAAAAACGGGACAAAAGUGGACAAUGGGCCUUCUUGCCUGGGGAAAUGCCCCCGCGUCCAAAACACGGAUACUACAGUACCAGUAUGUACAACAGUUUAUUUCUUUACGUUUUAUUGUUUUACAACAUUAAUACAAUGCAGUGCUAUUUUGCUUUGCUAAAAAUACAAAACAGAAAUUAAAAUUUUUUUGGGCGGGCUUCAUGGCAUUUCAAUUCAUUUCAAUGGGGAAUAUUGAUUUGCUAGUAUACGUGUAACUUGAGGUACGACUUUAGUCACGGAACCGAUUGAACUUGUAAGUCAAAAGUUUCCCCUGCAUGUUGUACUGGAUCUCAUUUGCUGCACAGACCUGUCCUUUGGUGAAGUCACUGAUGCUUCGUCGGCCAUGUUUGUUUGAUGAGUGGGGGGGGGCGGUUUUCUUCUUACCACGUGGCUGUUUUCAGGUCACCACGCUAAUCCUUUCUAAUCUCCUUUACUUCUGAUUAGCCAUUUUACCCUCUCUCUCUCUCUCUUUCUCUCUCUCCUUUCCCUGCUUUUAAAUAAAGUUUAAUUUGCCGUAGUUUGAAUGCAAGUUGUAGACUUGAAACUAGGUGCCUAAAGACCGGUCCGCUUUCUCUGUGGGAAAAUCCUGCUGCGUCCCGGCAGUCUACUCAUAAAAGAUGGCCAUCUAAAGACUUGACAGGUGUCUCAGCGAUGUUGGGACGUACCAACCGGAGGAUGUGGUCUCAGCAAGGGUCGCCGCCCCUCCUAAUGGCGUCUCCUUGACCGCUCCCGCGACGACCAUCAGCCCUCCACCUGGCCUCGACUUCCUGCCGUGAUGGCGACUGGCUGCCGCCUGCUGUCCCUCGCCGUGACUCUGCUGGGCUUUCUGAACCCCUGCGUGACCGCACUGACGCCCAGGGUGUCCUUUCCAAUGGGUAGUCCCGGGAGACGUCUCACCCGCUUCAGCAGCGCCGACGUGGGCAACACCACCACGCUGCUGCUCGGCGACGGCGGAGAUACACUCUACGUGGGAGGCCGCGACGCCGUGCUGGCGCUGGACGUCAGCCUCGAGGGCGCCAUCGUGCUGAGGAACAGGCUGGAAUGGAGGCCGUCAGAGAAAGACCUGGAGCAAUGUUCCAUGAAAGGCAAGAAGAUGACGGAUUGUCCUAAUUUUAUCCGUGUGCUGCUGUUCCUGAACGCCACUCACAUCUACGCCUGUGGAACAUUUGCCUUCAGUCCACGUUGUAUCUACAUUUACUCUGAGACGUUAACGGUGAGCCUCAAGCCCGAUGAGGGACGGGGUCGCUGCCCUUACGAUCCCUACCAGCGUAACACUGCUAUCAUCGUUGACGGAGAGCUGUACACAGGCACGGUGGCCGACUACCGGGGCAACUGGCCGCUCAUCUCCCGCCACCUCAGCGAAGGCUCGCGCGUGGACCUCAAGCUGGACGACACGCUAGGAUGGCUGGAGGAUCCGACCUUCAUCAGCUCCACCUUCGUUCCCGACGAGGGCAAAAUCUACUUCUUCUUUAGCGAAGUGGGUCGAGAGUACGACUUCAUCGACAAGUUUGUCGUCUCGCGUGUUUCCCAAGUCUGCACGAGCGAUGUCGGAGGCCAGCGGACGCUUCAGCGGCGUUGGACCACCUUUGCCAAAGCGCAGCUGCUGUGCCAGGCGGAUGGCCAGCUGCCCUACAACGUCAUCCAGGACAUCGACAGUCUGCCGCCAGCCGAGGGCACGCCGGCGGAUGACACGCUUUUCUACGGCAUCUUCACCUCUCAGUGGUCGGUCAACUCGGGCCUGUCGGCCGUGUGCGCGUUCAGCUUGUCGGACAUCAAGUCGGCCUUCUCGGGCGGCUACAAGGUCCUCAACCGCGACACGCUGCAGUGGAGCACGCGGGUGCAAGAGAGGGUGGCCAACCCGGGCGAGUGCGGCCUGCACAACGCGUCAGACAACGCCCUGCGCUACGUCAAAGAGAACUUUUUGGCGGACGACAGCGUACGACCGACGGGCGGGGGUCCCACGUUGGUGUCUGCCGAGCACCGCUACACCCACCUGACCGUCCAGAAGGUCCGGGCGGCCGGCGGCGUGGACUACACGGUCCUCUUUCUCCUCACGGAGUCGGGGUACCUUCACAAAGCGGUGCUGCUGCAGAGCGGGGCGCACGUGGUGGAGGAGGUGCAGGUGUUCCAGAAGCCGCAGCCCGUCAAGAGCCUCAAGCUGUCCAUACCCAAGGGCUUGAUAUACGUGGGCACGUCCGAGGGCGUGCUCAGGCUCCCGGUGGCCAACUGUUCCUUUUACUGGACCUGCGCUCAGUGCGUCCUCGCCCGGGACCCCUUCUGCGGGUGGGACGCCGCCCGCCGGGCAUGCGUGGGUGUCUCCGCCGCACACCUGGGCCAGGACGUGGCGGGCGGCAACGUGGCGAAGGCCUGCCAGAACGUGGCGUUGAUGCACACGUCCCGCUUUGGGCCAAACAACCUGCCUGCGGCUCCCUGUCCGCCAGGCGAGCCGGUGUCGGUAUCCCUGCACGAGGUGGUGCGGCUCCCGUGUCCCGCCGCGUCGCGCCUCUCCCGCCAGUCGUGGGAGCGGCCGAACAGCCGGCUGUCCCCGGAGCUCUACCUGCACCUGGACGACGGCAGCCUGAGCUUCGUGGCCACGCCGGCCACUCUGGGCCACUACCUGUGCCUGUCGGCCGAGAACGGCUACCGGCAGGCCGUGGCCGUCUACCACGUCAAACAGAAGAGCGGCACCCUACCCGCCCCCACGCCCGCUCGACCCAAGGGACCCGAGUCGGCGCUGACCGCCGCCGGGCAGCUGGGGCGCAACUUCACCUUAUGGAUGGUGAAAGCGGCACCCGAAGAGGCCGCCUUCCGAGACGGGGACCCCCUAAUGUCGGCGCAGACGCCCUCCUACCUAAAGGAGCUCGUGGCCGUGUCGGUCCUCUUAGCGCUUUGCCUCAGCGCGCUCCUCGUCAUCCUCCUCUACGUGCUCAAACAGCGGUGGCGUAGCCGCACAGUCCCGCAGCAGGUCACGGAGGAUUCGGACAGACGGACCCCGGUCGAGCACGAGGCCCUCCGAGGGGGCCCGGCGCAGAGCAAGCGCAACGGGCACGUCCAGGGCACGCUCUGCAACGGGGCGCUCGCCGCCUCCAACGGACACUUGCCCAAUACGCCCAUCUGAGCGAGCGCAACGGAGGCAGCUGUACGGAUGCGCACGGUGACGAGACUCCAGGUAAGGAUGGAAGACGACGUUACUGCGCUUCCUUAAAUCAUGUGACAAGUUUGAUGUCAGUGUUUGGGCCACGCUGAAAAUAGAAAAAACAACAUUGCCACAAUAUCAUGGGGAAAACAUGGUAGGAAAGAGUUGUAAUGUGCAGGAAUAGUUGUCAUUUUUUUAUGUUAAAGGAAUAAAGUCACAGUUUUCCAAGAAUAAGUAAAAAAAAAAAAAAAAAAAAAAACCUAAUGUUCCAAGAAUAAAGAAUAUGAGUACGUGUCAUAAUAUUACGAGGAAAAAAUGGAAGGAUGAAUAAUGCGACACAAAUGCAUUUGUAAUAUUACGAGAGAAAAAAAUGCUCAUGUUCCAAGAAUAAAGCAGAGCUUCUUUUUAAUGUUACAGGAAUAAAUGUGAAAUAAUGAAAGAUUUUUUUUUUUUUUUUUUUUGCAAUGUGACAAGAAUAGUCCUGAUAUGUUAAAAAUGUUAAUGCGACGAAGUCUACUGUCGGUCGUAAUAUUACAAGAAAGAAACAGUUUAAACAUUACAGGAAGCAGUGGUAUGAGAAUAAAGUUGGAAUAUGACAAACAUCUUAAUAUUAAUAUUAAAGAGAUAAAGAUGUAAUGUUCCAAAAAUAGUCACACGUUUACAAGAAGAAGGAAUAAGAUGAUGUUACAAGAAUAGUCACAAUGUUACAAGACUAAAAUAACCUUAAUAACAAACCAAUUUGAGAAAAAUGUUGAUAAAUGUUAAAAAAAAAAAAAAAUAGUCAUUACAUUAUGGCAACACGCAUAAUAUUGUGAGAAUAACCUGGUAAUAGUCUGAUUUCGAAAAAUGGUAAU